Molecule: messenger RNA, 864 nt
Organism: Colletotrichum godetiae
Lineage: Eukaryota; Fungi; Ascomycota; Sordariomycetes; Glomerellales; Glomerellaceae
Exons: 1
Coding region: 1-864 (287 amino acids)
Cellular component (GO): cytosol
Molecular function (GO): oxidoreductase activity
Source: RefSeq, a predicted model, not a curated record
AUGGCAUCCCUCAUAAGAACAGAACACUACGAACCCUACCUAGACCUCUCCCCCCACCUCCUCCAAACACAAUUCACGAACAAAACAGUCCUCAUAACCGGAGCCGGGUCCGGCAUAGGCGCAUCCACAGCUCGCAGCUUCGCCCAAGCCAACGCCGCGAAACUCAUCCUCACCGGCCGCACCGAGUCCACUCUCCAGAAAACAUCAGCCGCCCUCCGCGCAGAUUUCCCCCAUCUAGAAGUCUCCCUCCACGUAGGCAGCGUCUCCUCCCCAGUAAACGUAGCCUCUCUUUUUGCAAGCCUAGACCGCUCCCCCGACGUCCUCGUGAACAAUGCCGGGUACCUCUCCGAGCCGAUGAGCUUCGUCGACGCAGAUUUGAACGACUGGUGGCAGGGCUUCACGACGAAUGUAUUUGGCACGGCGCUUAUGACGCAAACAUAUCUCCGCCACCGGAGGGGCCUCAAGGCCGGAGCGGAUGGCGAGAAACCGGGCGUGGUAAUCAACAUCAACACGAAAGCGGCGUACGAGUUUCAUAUCCCCGGUAUGAGCAGCUACGGUGCAAGCAAGGCCGCGAUGCUCCGUUUAGCGGAAGUCGUUACGGAUGACGUCCCGGUGUCCGAGGCGCGCGUCGUCUCCCUUCAUCCUGGCGCGGUGCAGACGGCUCUAUUGACCAAGUCUGGGUUGAAAAGGAAAUUGGCGGAUGAGAGACUAGCGGGGGACUUUGUGGUUUGGAGUGCUUCGGAGGAGGCGGCGUUUCUGAAUGGGCGGAUGGUGUUGGUGAAUUGGGAUGUCUCUGAGUUGGUUUCGUGGAAGAGUGUUAUUGUCGAGAAGGAUCUGUUGAGGAGCAGUAUCAGGGAGACUUAG